Durusdinium trenchii is the source of this 1968-nucleotide messenger RNA. The record is from the annotation of a GenBank genome assembly. NCBI's taxonomy places the organism in Eukaryota, Dinophyceae, Suessiales, Symbiodiniaceae.
AUGCCAAUCUCCGAUUUGUGGGAUCGCCCGGAAAGCACACAUGGUGAUGACAAGCGGCCGCGGUAUCAAACCAAUAGGCUACAAAACUUGGCCAGGACGGAGAAAGCACGAGCGCAGAUCGGCUUGAACCGGCAGCGCCGAAAGCUGGUUGGUAGCCAAUGUGAAAAUGACAUUUGCCAGAAAGCCACUUCGUCCUUGCUGGGCAAUUUACCCCAGGACUCGGAUGAAUACUUAGAGCGCUUAGCGAAGCAUUUCCUGACAACAAGCUUUUUCCGAGUGCAGUACCAGAAUCCAUACCAUGGAAACAGAGCCAUGCUAGAUAGGGACCGCGCCCGAGUUGUCACCAGUGUGUUGGAAGCUUCUGCUCAGAGAUUGAAUGCCCUCGUUGAAAGCCAGCAUCAGCCUCCGCUUCAUAUCCUGAAUGUGCAUUGUGUUGACGACACAAGCGUUCGAAUGAGAGGCCCCAACGCAGCAACGGUUUUAUACACAGUCAUGAACUCAGUACAGUCCUUGCACAUUCGAGCCAGUGCUGCUUCGGAUCAGGUGACCAGUGCGAGGGUGCCCACACCUCUCAUUGUUUUGGAAUCUCCAACCGCUGAAAGCAUUCACUUGUCUUUUGCAGAAUCUGCCAUUGUCACUUCCCAGGGUGUGGGAAAGCUGUUUCAGCGAAUGGGGGUCCAUGCAGAUCUGACCAAGAUUGCCCUGUUCCGCACGUUUGUGUUCGUCGGAGAUUCACUCAGGGCCAAUCACAAAGCCUUCGAUCUAGAGCUGGCCAUGCUGCACCAGCUGAGGCAAGACCCAACUUCGAAAGGUCACUUGGCGCUAAAAGUUCAGUGCGCUAUGCACCAAACAUGCCUUAUUCGUAAGCCGGCAGUCCUCCUCAUCCCGCACUAUUGGGCUACACUAGUCCGAUUAUCCCAUUUAUUCGAAACACUGAGUUUUCGAAAGCAGCUUGCCACAGCUUUGACUGAAGUCAUAAGUUCAUCCUUUGUUCAUAUUCAGCAGAUGGAGCUUCCACCAGACAUGAUCUUGUGGCAAGCCCAAGCAGAGCGAUUGAAAGCUGUGUAUUGGAGCAAUUCCAGGAAGAGAAGAGACCUUUUGGCUGAGUGCUUGGAGUUUUGCAACGGCAAUUUGGCCGAAACUGCUGUAACACAUUUUUGCAAAUUCACAGCAAGUGGAGAACCGUGCUGCGAAAACUCCCAAGCUGCACUUUCAAAAGCAUUGAAACUAUUAGUGCCCUUCUUCUCAGCCGGCUUUGCACCGCCACUUCUAUAUAGAUUCAAAUACUAUUCAGAAGCUGCUGGCUAUGCCCUGAUCGGCUGUCAUGUUCAUAGACUCCUUGUGCGCGCAUUGGAGUGCAUCGAUUCGGGCAGCAGUGAAUCAACUUCAGUCUCUGCUGAACUGGUCGGGAUGUUGCUUGGAGAGAUGGAGCAGUCAGUGGACGAUGGUGAGCUUGAGCACGCUGUCAAUGAUUUGUUGGGAGCAGAGCAUGAUACUUCAUUUGCAGACAGCAACGCGAAAAGACGUCAGCAGGUGAAAGCUGCACUGUCCCAGCCAUCAUUUGCACAAUCUGCCAUCAUCGUAGGCUUGGUCAUUCAGCCAAUGGAUGGCAUUCUGAACCGAUUCCUUCGCAGGAGUGAAGAAAUCGCUAAGCUCACCCUUCUUGGCCGCAGCGAUCCCAGCUGGCAAGAGAAAGCCAUGAAGACCAAAGGUUUGUUUCUAGAAUAUAUUUCAGGAAAGCUUGGGAUGGAUUUGGUGGCCAAAUACUCUCACCUUUUGCAAGGGGGGUUUGCAGGCAUGCUGGAGAUUGGAUUGGAACCUGUACCGUCCAACUUGCAAACAUUUUUUACCAUGGUGGUUCUUUGCAUUACUGACACCUGGCGUCGGUUUGUGCACAACUUCAGGUCCUUCCCCCACAGGCUGUUCGAACUCCUGUCCGAAUGCGAGAACUGCGCAACUGACGACUAG